Messenger RNA from Tachyglossus aculeatus (Australian echidna), 1115 nucleotides. It is a transcript of the gene DESI1, whose product is annotated as desumoylating isopeptidase 1. The coding region runs from base 78 to 584 and encodes 168 amino acids. Gene Ontology annotation, biological process: protein modification by small protein removal. The record is from RefSeq and is a predicted model, not a curated record. Gene Ontology annotation, molecular function: peptidase activity. NCBI's taxonomy places the organism in Eukaryota, Metazoa, Chordata, Mammalia, Monotremata, Tachyglossidae. The transcript has 6 exons.
GCGUGAGGGAGUCCGGUCCGGUUCGGUCCGGUCGGCGGCGGCGGGGGGCGGCCGGACGAGGGCCCGCCGCCGCCACCAUGGAGCCCUCCGGCCUCUUCCCGGUGAAGCUCUACGUCUACGACCUGUCCAAGGGCCUGGCCCGGAGGCUUAGCCCCAUCAUGCUGGGGAAACAACUGGAAGGCAUCUGGCACACCUCCAUAGUCGUUCACAAGGAUGAGUUCUUCUUCGGAAGCAGCGGCAUCUCCAGCUGCCCCCCCGGCGGGACGCUGCUCGGCCCCCCAGACUCUGUGGUCGACGUGGGAAGCACCGAAGUCACGGAGGAAAUCUUCCUGGAAUAUCUGUCUUCCUUGGGGGAGUCGCUGUUCCGGGGUGAGGCCUAUAAUCUCUUUGAACACAACUGUAACACCUUCAGCAAUGAAGUGGCGCAGUUCCUGACUGGGAGGAAGAUCCCCUCCUACAUAACAGACCUUCCUUCUGAAGUCCUUUCCACGCCCUUCGGACAGGCCCUGCGGCCCUUGCUGGACUCCAUCCAGAUCCAGCCCUCCGGCGGAACCACCUUUGGCAGACACAACGGCCAGAGCUAACAGGACCGGAAGGGAGUGCCCCACCUCGCCAGGGCUUUUCCUUUUUAAACGAAACAAACCCUGCCAGAUUUCUAUUUUCUAAUUUUACAUCAGAGCUAACCACCGGGGACGGGGCUUUCGAAAUUGCCCAGGGAGAGGGCUCGUUAGGUGGCUAGUGGGACAAUUCUGCUGCUGCUGCUGCUGCUACAAGGACAACUGAAAAAAAAAAAAAGCCAUCCGUUCUAAUAGUAUUCUACUAAUUUAUUAAGGCUGUCUUGUCUGUGUGUUCACCCCUGACGUGAAUGUUCCCCACAUUCACCCCGCAACCCUCCACUCUGGAGGGGGAAGAGGGGCUGGCGCAGAAGGGGGGAUGCCCAGCGGGAGAAGCGCAGAUUUCAAGGGGGAGGAGAGGGAGAACCCCAGACCAGCGCUCCUUUAGCGGGAAUCUCCCACGUGUUGGCCCCCCGCCCUUCCCUCUCCCCAGGUGAAUUUUGUAAUGCCCCACAGCGUGGGAGCAAAGCCUACUUGGUAUUAAACAAACUCUCUAUCACG